AUGUCGUACGUGAGGGUCAAUAAUCGGGGCAGUCGGCAGAGAGGCAACUUGGACGAUAGCCCUCCUCCACCUUACUCAGAAACCGACAUCUUUUCCACGUCGGGACCUCGAUCCCCAUUCACAUCAGAAUUCCCAGAUUCAGUCGUCGGUUCAGUGCAAGAUGCCCAGUCCACGACGGGCUGCUCCACGUCUACAGAAUCUGGUGAGGUUAUAUAUACCCCGCCGCUCACACCGACGAGCCCAUCAGCUCACCAGUCGACCACCGGCAGCGACUCCAUGAGCUUCAGCUCCAGCCUCCUGUCCGCUGCCGCCUACUUCGAGUCCAGGCCACCCACCGUCCUGCCCCCCGGCCCGGGCAGCCAGGUCCUGCACACGGUCACCUUCGCGCCCGAAACUACGCCCGAAGACAUCCCCUACCCGCCUUCCCUCGCCGGCCGCGACGUCUCGGCCGAGGACUGGCACACCUUUGUCAAUUUUUUGCUGCCCGACCACACGACCCGGGUGAACGAGGCCGUCGCCGACCGGAAGCUGAGGGCCGAGGGUGGUGGUGGCAGUCACAGCGGCAGCUCUUCCUCCUCGACCAGCACCGCCCACGCCGAGGCGCAGCUGGAGCAGAUAUUCACGCCGGGGACGAGUGUGUGCGACGGCGGGGUCAGGAAGGACGAGACGGAGAGGACGGUGCGGGAGUGGAACGAAGGCUUCUUCGCGCCGAGGGGCGUCGCCAUCGUCCCGCAGUUCUCGGCCGACGAUUACCUCAGCCCCUGGGAGUCGGCCAGUGCCAGCCGUAGUAGCAGAGGGAGAGCUGCACAGGAAGCCCGCGAAAUCGCGAGGGAGAAUAACCGCCGCCAGGAUACGCCGGACACGGACACCCCGGUAAGCACACCCACACCCCACCGGCGUGCAGACCAAGAGCAGCCCCGCGCGGAGCACACAGACACCCACGGCCUGGGCCUCCGCUUCGGCGGCCUCAACCUCGGCGGGCUCCAUCUCGACAGCUCCGGCAUCAGGUUCGAUGGCCGACCGCUCUUGCCGGGCUUGUCGGCUCUGAACGCGAGGGGCCGCGGGGCUCGGCAAGGUCGCGGUCGCGGGCGUGGAGGGCGUGGAAACGGCUUCCCCGGAGCCUUCUUCCAGCUCCCGCCGCCGCCGACGUUGUCCUUGCCCAGGUGGCACCACCACACCGUCGGUAGCAGCAGCGGCGAGUCGACCGCGACGCCCUUGAGCACGCCCAUGUGGAGUCCUGGGGCGGCGGGGGUGCCGCCCGUGAUGCUGCCGAGGGGGUUUUACGAACCCGCCCCUCCGCACAAGGAUUUGGAGGAUGAGGAGCACUACAAAGGUGGAGGUGGUCACCGCGGGAGGAGGCAGCGUGGUCACGACGACAGGCCAGCGGCAGCAUCUCAAGGGUCCGGAUCCAGAUCGCGAAGUUCGUCGGUGGCCAGCGCGCGGAGUGCCUCGUCUGCCUCGUCGGUCGAUUCGAUCGAGAGCCUGCCUGCGUACGAGGACCUAGCCGACGAGCAGAUCCCCGUCGCGAGGGACCUGCUCAGGAGGUGGCUGGACAGCCCCGGGCAGGCCAUCACGCGCGAGAGCGCCAGGGUCAUGAACGAGGAGAUACGCUCCGCUGGGGGCAGUUCUGUGCCCGUGGUGUGUAUGCGGUCAGGUGGUCCGGAGGAGGAAAUGCAACAAGCACAACAAACCAGGCAGGAUCGCCAGCCACGGCAACAACAGGGACGGCGUCCGUGCGGCACGUCCAGCUGCCGGGGAGGCGCACUCCCGUCGGGCGAAGAGCUAGCCGAGCUGCGCCGCGAAGUUCAGGAGAUGAGCACCCAGUGGAAGGAGGCCAAACACGCACAGAGGAGGUCGUGGAGAGAAGAGAGGCGGGAGAGGCGCCGGGACAGGAGGGCUGAAUGGAGGGAGCGCAGGGAGGCCAAGAGGGAGGUUCGGUCCGCGAAGCGCGCACUCAAGAGGGAGGCCAGGGACCUGAGAUGGGGGAGGCGUCGGGAAGGAGGUCCGUUCGGUGGUGGUGGUGUCGGCGGCGGCCCAGGUGGGCUAUUCGGCUUCGGAAGGCUGGUCGUGCCAAUAAUGCAGGCUCCGCACCUGCAACAUGUUCCGCCAAACUCUUUUAUGCACUGCUGUCGUCAUUAA
Molecule: messenger RNA, 2139 nt
Organism: Pyricularia grisea
Lineage: Eukaryota; Fungi; Ascomycota; Sordariomycetes; Magnaporthales; Pyriculariaceae
Exons: 1
Coding region: 1-2139 (712 amino acids)
Source: RefSeq, a predicted model, not a curated record